Messenger RNA from Paramisgurnus dabryanus, 4071 nucleotides. RefSeq names its product BCL2 apoptosis regulator a (gene bcl2a). NCBI's taxonomy places the organism in Eukaryota, Metazoa, Chordata, Actinopteri, Cypriniformes, Cobitidae. Gene Ontology annotation, molecular function: BH domain binding. Gene Ontology annotation, cellular component: mitochondrial outer membrane. The record is from RefSeq and is a predicted model, not a curated record. Gene Ontology annotation, biological process: release of cytochrome c from mitochondria; extrinsic apoptotic signaling pathway in absence of ligand; regulation of apoptotic process.
AACAGUCACUCACUUUCAACAGUUCAACAGAGCGCCGCUUCAAUGAAAGCGCCAGCCUCCAUACAUGUGACGGAGCACGCUUAAACCCUGCAGGACUGCACCACGAUCCGUACCGUAGCAACACGUAAGAAAACCCGAAACGAGGAUACACACGCGUGCAUUUACCACUGAGAAAAACGCGCGUUGACUUGGUUGCUAUUUUUCUCUUCCGUCUUUUCUGGGACCUCGAAUGUCAGUGGAAUAUUACUCUGUUUUGCCUUGGAAAAUGUAAAGCGUUUGUUUAAACUGCUUUAAUUUUGUGUCGUAACGUAAAAGACGUUUUGCAACGGGCUGGAUGUUCACUGUCUGGGGCGUACUGGAACACAAGCACGAGUUUCAGGAGUGAACGCGUCCCAAUGAGCGGACAUUCCUCGUGCCAAGCUCGAGACGCUAUCGGAUCUCCUUUGAAGUUCGUGCGCGCGCUGCAGUAGCAAGCUGUUCGUCUUUUGUGGCUAUAAAGUUAAAUAUAUCGUUUAUAUGCUUUGUUUUCAAUGAAUGUAAUACUCCAUUAUAUUGUUUUAUUCAAAAAAUUGCGUUAUGGUGAAAGAAACCACGUUUAUAUUCGCUGGACGAUGCGAAUAUGAGAGAUUUCUGAGCUUUUCCUUGUGAGCGACCGUUAAUUUCUGUCAGUCAGAAUGUACUUUGAAUAAACGACUAUUUUUCCCAACUUAAACACGUUUUUAAUUGUGUUUAAUAACGAUGGCCAACGAAAUUCGUUACGACAGUCGUCAUAUCGUGGAGAAAUACAUUAACCAUAAACUUUUAAAGAAAGGGUACGUGUGGAAAUGUCAACCUUCAACAGAGGAAGAUGACGCGCAUAACGGAACCGAGGACUCCUCUCCGAACUCUGACAGGAGAAGGCUUCAGGCUCCCUCAGCCGGCGGGGGUAACCAUGAAUGCCUGCUAGACCACCGGGUCACUCGCACCGACCCCCAUUUGAGACUCUACCGGGCGUUACGCGAGGCUGGAGAUGAAAUAGAAAGGAUGUACCAUCGGGAAUUUGAGGAGAUGUCCAGUCAGAUGAUAAUCACUCCUAAUGCAGCCCAGCGAAGUUUUAUAGCCGUGGCUGAGGAGCUCUUCAGGGAUGGAGUGAACUGGGGUCGAAUUGUGGCUUUCUUUGAGUUUGGUGGGACCAUGUGCGUGGAGAGCGUUAACCGGGAGAUGGCGUCCCAGGUAGAUAAUAUUGCACACUGGAUGACGGACUACCUGAACGGGCCUCUGGAAAACUGGAUACAGGAAAAUGGUGGUUGGGAUGCUUUUGUGGAGUUGUACACCCAACCGAGAGACCCCACGUUCCACCCCUUUUCUUAUCUAACGAAAGUGCUUGGACUGGCAGCGCUGGGUCUGGCAGGCUUGACCAUCGGAGGAUACUUCACCCAGAAGUGAUGUCUCUCCCUGGCUCUGCGGAUCUCUUUCCGCCUAUUUAUCUCUUUCUCUGUCCAUCUCUCUUCAGCUUAUCAAAGCAUCUAGGUUCUUCUUAGCCCGGCAACAGUGCUUUCAAAGCUCUAACGCUGAUAUGAUGCUCCUCAAGUCAGAGGUGCUUGCACAUAGAUGACAAUGCGAAGAGUAAAGACCGAUGACACCACGCUUUGAUUCUAACGCUUGUCACUGCCAUGUACAGUUGCACUCAAACACAGAGACGGCCACAGAAAACGCACGCACACGUAAAGAGAUGCACACGCAUAUUUCGUAAGGACUGAAGAAUAUUUGUACAAAUUUUUUUUAAACUUAAGAUUGUGCUUUUUUGACUUUUUUAUAUAGAUUUUUUGCCAUUUUGUAGCAUGAAUCAAAAAAGGAGCGGAUAAAAGUUUGCGGGGUGAAUGUAAAUAAUUUCUCGCUAUCUGCAUGUGUGGAGAAAAAACCUUGAGUAAUUCUGCAUGAAGUCGUUUUGUAUUAGGCCGCCUCUCAUUUUCUGUCGAAUCAGGGUGUUUUUUUUCUUUCCAUUGGAUGAUGGACCUCCCGAGAUGUCCUGCCAGAUGGACAGAUGCUGAGCAUUCCUUAUUAAAAAGUUCCUGUUUGAUUUGCCGUUUGACGAGAACAAACAUGACGAGAACUGAACGACAAAAUCAAGACAUUAUGAUGUAAUCUCACCCACGCACGGGACACGCUGUUGUCCGACCCCUGCUGAAUGUAAAGACUGUAAAAAAACUGUAAAGUUUUGGAAGUUUGACUUCACAGAAGCAAUUUUUAUUUGUAUUUCGCUUUUGUUUAUUUUGUCGUGAGUAUGUGUAUAUAUAGGUUUCAGUUCAGUUGUUCCAUUUGUGUUUCAUUAAUCAAGAAUAUGUUAAAGGAAUAGUUCACCCUAAAAACACGGUGCCAUUAUCUACUCAACCUCACGGCUGUCCCUUUAAACACUUUGUAGCUCCAUUUCAUGCAACUUCAUGGUGACCAAUUUUUUCUUUUUUUUAUUCUCUGUGCAUUGGGUCAAUAAUGACACAUUCUUCAUUUUUGGGAGAAAUAUUCCUUUACAAAAACAGGUUACCUUUCCAAAUAAUGGUAACAAGAGGGUAUUGAGUACACGUAAGGUGUGCGAACGUCUGUAAAUAGGUUGUGUUGAGAGAGCUGGGCUAGGCUGUGUUCUGGUAGAGAUAAAGACAGCAACGUCCAGCCAGGUGCGUUUGCGUAUCUGCAGAUGAAAUGGCCAGGUGGUGGAGUGAUUGGAGCUGGGAACAGAAGUUCAUUCAGCUUGGCAUGAUAGGCACGCAGCUUUGAAAAAACUUUCAGACCCAGGUGUCUUUCCCUUCUCCACAUGAUCUGGCUGGCAUGGUAGAUCACAGCCAAGAUGAUGCUGGUUUGUGCUGCAGGUUUUUGGAUGUCCCCUUUAAUUACAGAAAUCUGAUCUGUCUGUAACUUCUGUCCCAGAGAGAGUUUCAUCUGCUCUCUCUACCAUACCCAUCUCUUCCAUCUCUCAGUGCAUUCCACUGGGAGGGUUGAUUUCUUAUUCACAGAAACAUAUGGAGACAUUGGGAUGUCCUAAUGACUUUAGUGUUGGACAUCAGACAUCUGCACUCUACAGUAUGUUAAAAUCUUUUAUGUUCAGGAAAUCUAUAAUCUUCUUUGAAUCUUGCUCAAAUUGAAUCAUCUAUAGAUGUCAGAGCAGACGACAUACAUUAUGUAAUACACAAACAGAGAUGCCCUUUUAGUUAUGAUUAGUUUUGUCCCAUACAACCUUGUUUUUGUAUUACAAAUUAUUUAUAUGACGUCUACUGAAAUUAAUGUCAAGAUCAUUGAUCUCAAAAACCAAAAGAGCAACUUUGUAUGUCGUGCGAUGGCUUCAUCUGACCUAACACAGCUCUCUCAAGUGUUUAGCGGUACAGAUAGCGGUAACAUUGCGUAUGUAAUAGUGUACUAUAUUGCUGCACCCUUUAUUGGGUGGUGGAGAAGUGUAUCAGAAUAUCUAAAAAGAGUUGACUUACACUGUAAGCUCGUUUUACUUAGCUGCUAAAGAUCUAGCAAUGUAAGACCACGGGGGUUGAAACUGCGCUUCUCCCAAUUGCUGCACCAUUUGAAGCUGCUCAUAGAUGAACCAGCAUAUAACUGCCACUGCUGGACCGCAACUAUAGUCCAUCUACUCCUCAAGUCUCGCUUUCACUCGGGUUAGCUGAGAAGUCACAAUCAGUGCACACUUGAGUCAUUUUAGAUUUAAUUUUAUAGAGUAAAUCCAUCAUUUUAAAUAAUUUACGCAUUAAAUGACUACCCAUUCUCACAAAAUGAUGUAACUAUAGUCACGUAAUUUUUUUAUUCUUUGAUACUGUCACGAAUUUCCACGGUUUUUCGUUAUGGUAUCACGAAUUUCUGUUUAUGUGUCAUUGUCACGUAUUGGUUACUCAUUUCGCUUCGGUUUAGGGUUAGUUUUGGUGUUUGCAAUAGGAUGUCGCUUUUAGUAUUGGUUUAUAUUUUUUUCAUUUUAUGUAAAUCUAACCCUAAACCGAAGCGACAAUGGUAAGAAAAUGAGACAAAACCAUUGAGUAACCAAUACGUGACAUUGACACACAAACAGAAAUUAGUGAUACGAUCACGAAAAAACGUGGA